AUGGAAGUGAACUACGAAAAUGCUUCCGAGAAGAAAAGUCCUUUCUUUCUCUUUUCCGUGAGGGCAACAGUACAGCCGAAUUUACGUUCCUGGAAAUCCCAUUUGCCAAGCUGUACUGUGCUAGGGCUGGAGCAAGCAAAGGAGUGGAUUAUUGUUGGGACCCUGUAUAAGCACAUGAAGCUAAAACCUUCCGUACUUGAUGAGAGUUCAAAGGAGUUGUCAGCAAUCACACUUGUACAACUGAGCAAUUUAGUGCACUCGGAUGACUAUCUAGUUCUUGAGGACGAGAGUGGAAGAUUUAAACUCAUAGGAGGCCUUCUUUUACGUUCUGUAUAUGUAACAGUGGUCGCACUACAUGGAAAAGAGAUGGUAGCUGGAGAGUUUGAGGUUGAAGAUGUCUUAGAAGCUGACCUUCCUCACCAGAUAGAUCGUCCACUUAACUCUGGCGAAGAUAAAUUUGUUGUCUUUGUAUCGAGUUUAAGUGUUGGGAGCACCUCGGCAAAUCCUCUCAAUUUUUAGCUCUUUGUAGACCAUAUAACUGGCCAUCUAGGAGAUGAAAAAGAACAAGGAAUGGCAUCUCAGAUUAUUUGAGUUGUUAUUGCUGGGAAUUCUGUUGAAUUUGUUCGUGAUGGUCAGAACUUGGAUACUAGGGAUCAGUCAAAACUGUCAGAGCCCAUAAAAGAGCUCGAUAUCUUAAUGAGUCAGAGUGCUGCAGGUGUACCGGUGGAUAUAAUGUCGGGUGAAGCUAACCCAGAAAAUUCUGCAUUGCCUCAGCAGCCAUUGCACCGAUGCCUUUUUCCUGGAUCAACAGCAUUUCACACUUUCAGAUCCUGCACCAACCCAAAUUCCUUUGAGCUCGACAAUGUAAGUCUUGAACAUUCUUCAGGUUUGAACAUUGAUGAUCUUGCAAAAUAUUCUAAUGCGACAAGUAAACUUAAGUUCCUCGAAAGGACAUUAAGAUGAAGACACAUUGCACCAACAGCCCCAAAUACUCUAGGUUGCUAUCCUUUUACUGAUUGAGAUCCAUUUUAUAUUGAGACGUGUCCUCAUGUCUACUUUGUUGGAAAUCAAGAAAAAUUUGACGCUAGUGUGAUUAAAGGAUCUGAUGGGCAAGCGGUAAAACUCAUUUGCAUUCCUAAAUUUUCUGAAACUGGAACUGUUAUGAUGUUGAACUUGAGGAAUCUUGAGUGCCAUGCGCUCACUAUUGGGUUUCAGUUCGAUUCUUAAGUGUAAGGAUUUUGGAAGUUUGCAUAUGUAUAUAGGUCCGGUAGCUCUAUAUGGAGUAUAAAAGAUUGGAGCUAAAGUGAAGCAGCUUCUUGUCAAGGUACACAGACGUCUAUUUUGUUAUAUCUCAACACCAGAUUUUAUAUUUGGUUAAAAACAUGUAACUAGAGGGUGCAACAUAACCGCAGUUUACAAUUAUUUCAAUAAAAUUGUUUAUGUACUGGUCA
Messenger RNA from Salvia hispanica, 1451 nucleotides. NCBI's taxonomy places the organism in Eukaryota, Viridiplantae, Streptophyta, Magnoliopsida, Lamiales, Lamiaceae. The record is from RefSeq and is a predicted model, not a curated record.